This is a messenger RNA of Chaetomium fimeti, 973 nucleotides long. RefSeq lists its product as uncharacterized. The record is from RefSeq and is a predicted model, not a curated record. Lineage: Eukaryota; Fungi; Ascomycota; Sordariomycetes; Sordariales; Chaetomiaceae. Bases 146 to 802 code for a protein of 218 amino acids. The transcript has a single exon.
UCACUCACCUUCCUGCCAUGCAAUAUGUUUAAGGAUAUGCGCUCCAUACACUAGUAGGGUUUUUAAGUUCUGACGCAGCCCGGCAGUCGAGUGGCUGGAUCCUGGAAGAUUCCCCCCUCCUUGUCGUUGUCGGAGGUCGAGAACCAUGGACCCGGCACGUGUGGCAGGCAGUCAGUCUUUCUUGCUCAACGAGGCCGUUCCCGGGGUGAAACAUUUCCCCACGUGUUGCGAGCGACCCAAUACCCUCCGGAUUGGUAACGGUUCCGACCCUGCUCGGUCUUUUGGAUAUUGUUCUGGGCUACGGAACGAGCGGAUCAAGUCCGAGUUGGCCGGGGUGGUCAGCGCGCUCGGUGCCUUCGUGGCUGCAUGGUCAGUAUUUCCUAGUAACUCUGCACCUGGUGCUGGAAGUUGGCUUUGCUUGCGAGCACUCGCCCUGCACGUGUCGUCGCUUCAUCACUCUCGAUAUGCCGGAGAUGUAUACAUGUGGCGUGCCAAGAUGAGGGGGGUGCAAAUGGCGAAACCGAAGCAGGUGAACCGUUGCCUGUUUUCCUUGCUCUCUCUGUGUGUAGGAAGGAUCAUGCAGGAGGUCGGCAUCCUCCCUGAGGUGCAGGUUAGCCGCCUCUGUGUUUGUCUGGGAAGGAUCGAGUUACUACCUUGGGGGCCGUUCUCCCGCGAAAUCUCCCGUUUCCCACGCGGACUUUACGACGGAAAUGUCGGUUGUGUUGUUCGUUUGGUGGUCAUCAGACGCGCGUCUCAUCCAUCCGUCGAUGUUGGUUGUUGCGCAGGGAGGCGGAGGGGGUGAGUUUGGCGUUCUGCCGCAGCGCGGUUGUCAUCCCCCCCCGAGCACUCGGUUUCCUUCCCUCCCCAUUCUACCUGGGAUUUGUCACUAUCUUGUUGUUACUUGACUUGCCAAGUCAUCGGGUUCCUCUGGAUCCCACCGCCCUAUGCGUCUACACCUUGUUGGUCUUGUCCC